GAAAAUGUCUGUGUAAUGUAGAUAAAUGUGAGGGAUUUUCUCUCUAAAUCCGUCUCCUGUUCGCUAAAUCUCACUUCUCCAAAACGAGCCUGCGCAAUGGAACAAAGUCGGAAUAUUGAGAUGUGACAUUGCCCGCAUCUCAUCCUCUUUCUCCCUGUUUUUAAUGACUUUAAACAAGUUCAUUUUCGUCGGGCUUUGUCUUGUGGAGACCCGUGGGGAUGUCUAGCGCUUUUUCCUUUCAGUGGCAUUUAUGUGAUGUCUUCAAGAGUGCGAUGUGCUGUAUCUCCUGUAGCCACACCCUCUCACUACUGCUGUGCGUCCUCACCCUGACUCCGACGGCAACAGGGGCGGGCCCUGAGACCCUGUGCGGGGCGGAGCUGGUCGACACGCUGCAGUUUGUCUGUGGAGAGCGAGGCUUUUAUUUCAAUAAACCAACAGGCUAUGGCCCCAGUGCAAGGCGGUCACGUGGCAUCGUGGAUGAGUGCUGCUUCCAAAGCUGUGAGCUGCAGCGCCUUGAGAUGUACUGUGCACCUGUCAAGACUCCCAAGAUUUCUCGCUCUGUGCGUUCACAGCGGCACACAGACAUGCCAAGAACACCCAAGGUUAGUAGCAGAGCGAGCAAGGGGACAGAGCGUAGGACAGCGCCUCAGCCAGACAAGACAAAAAACAAGAAGAGACCUUCACCUGGACAUAGUUCAUCCUUCAAGGAAGUCCACCAGAAAAACUCAAGUCGAGGAAGUUCGGGGGGCAGGAAUUACAGAAUGUAGGGAAGGAGCAAAUGGACAAAUGCCCAGCAACUUGGGAGGAGAGAAGGGAGUGGCCUUACCUGGUACCCCUGUGGAAUGGUUCACUGUAAAACAAAAGAAAGAAGAUGCUAAUAAUGACCUGAAAAGCUCUUCAAAAUGAUUGAAAACAGAGAGCUAGGUGGUGUGUAAGGGUCUGAUGUGGAAAGUUGUGAUUAUUUUAUACACUGCACCAUUCCAUACUGGGAGGAAUUCUUUGUUAAUGCAAUGUAACAGACUAGUUUAGCUGCUAAGACACGAACAAGAGCUUAUUAUACCUCCAUGUGGGAGCUGCAGCCUCCCCAGGCUCCAGGAAAGAUGGGAACGUAUCUGGGCCUCAGCCAAUCAGAGAGCAGCAUGACUGUGGCUCGGUCACAUUUAACAGUUAGUACCCCAGUUCAAAGCUGAUAUAUUACCUUCAGAGUUUGUUUUUAUGCACCAUCCAUUACUGUGGAUAUUUUUAUUAUGUAAAAAAAAUAAAUAAAAAAGGUUUGCUUUAAGGACAAAGAC
Molecule: messenger RNA, 1292 nt
Organism: Maylandia zebra (zebra mbuna)
Lineage: Eukaryota; Metazoa; Chordata; Actinopteri; Cichliformes; Cichlidae
Gene: igf1
Product: insulin-like growth factor 1
Biological process (GO): positive regulation of phosphatidylinositol 3-kinase/protein kinase B signal transduction; cell population proliferation; regulation of protein phosphorylation
Cellular component (GO): extracellular region
Molecular function (GO): growth factor activity; hormone activity; insulin-like growth factor receptor binding
Source: RefSeq, a predicted model, not a curated record